Messenger RNA from Brassicogethes aeneus, 1339 nucleotides. The record is from the annotation of a GenBank genome assembly. Lineage: Eukaryota; Metazoa; Arthropoda; Insecta; Coleoptera; Nitidulidae.
UUAAUUGUUUUGUUUCUUGUUUUUAAUUUAUCAAAAUGGAACAAUUUAUAGAUGCACAUUAUUUCCACUUGCCAUCGCAAGGUAGUAUUUACACGUUGACGGUGUUAAAUUUGGCAAACGGUUCCAAGAAACUACUUGUUGCUUCCUUAAAAAGGGAAAUUUUUUGUUUCGAGUACCUGGAAUCUCCGAAAAAUUACCUAAUUCCCACCACAAAAGAGGUUUCCUUCACAUACAUACCAAGUGGUGCUGAGAUUAUUUCUAUUGAUGCGUUUAAUAAAUCAUCGACUAAAAAUGAGUUUGUAAUAGGAAUAACGAUUAUAAAGAAUUCAAAUGAAUCAGAUCAAUUGGAAACAUUCUUGAAUAUAUACUCAGAAUGGGAGGAAAGCAAUGAUUUUAACAUUGAAAAUAUAGCGCAGAAUUGUCUUAAUGUUUUGCUAAAUUUUAUUCCAUACAAAUUAUUGCACACCUAUUUAAUAACUUGGAAUGAUAACGAUAUUGUUAGUAAAGAGAUAGUAUUUGUGUUAUCUGGUAGUGAUCACCAAGUCCAUGUUUACAGAGAGAAUGCUUCAGACCAUGAAUAUAAGGAAAUUGAUAAGGAUUUUUUCCCUGAAUUCAUUAAAACCCCAAGUCCUGUUAUUGCUAUUGAUAUUUACCACACAGAAGACUUUAAAGAGAGAAUAACUGCAUAUGCCUGCGAAUGUGGCUAUGUUAAGUUAACAAGAACGUCCACACAAACUAAUAAACUGAUUUACAACUUUUUUACAAGAUUUAAUAACUACAUAUCGUCACUAUGUAUUUAUCCAGAGAAAAACAUAACAAACCAAUUCCAUAAGAAAGAUCUAGAUACAGAAAAACCUGAGAAACCUCACCUGAACCUUUUAGUAACAAAUUCCAUUUUACCAGCAGUUUUAUUUAGAAACGUUCUAAAAUACGGUUUAAGCGACUUUUCAACUUUACCAAGGCAUAAUCAUACAAGCAUUUUGACUUGCUGUGAAGUUGCCAAUGUUAAUUUUGAUGGUGAACCUGAAAUUUUAAUUGGGAAUAGUUCACAGGAGGUAAUGCUUUAUAAGUAUAAAGAAAAAAGAUGGUAUAUACAAGAUCUCAGAAAAUUUUCGAGUCCAAUAAUAAACAUAAGAUAUUCUGAUAUAACAGGGGAUGGUUUAAAAGAACUAGUGGUUUUUUCUAUGAAAGGGGUACAUAUUUUACAACAUGAUUUUAAAAUGGUUGAAAAAGUGUUGGCAGAUAAAAUAGAUAAGUUGACUAUACCACAAAUAAAGUAAAUAUGUUUUUUUGUAUUAGUAAAUGUAAAAGUUGAAAUAAAGAACUUGUAUUUUUUAAA